Molecule: messenger RNA, 177 nt
Organism: Epithele typhae
Lineage: Eukaryota; Fungi; Basidiomycota; Agaricomycetes; Polyporales; Epitheliaceae
Exons: 1
Source: RefSeq, a predicted model, not a curated record
UGGCGCUGCCUCGAUUGCGACUCCCGCCCGACCUUCUGCACCGCAUGCUGCCGUAAGAAGCACAAUGACCAUCUCUUCCAUCGCGUUGAAGUCUGGACCGGAACUUGUUUUCGCCCUGCGUGGAUUCAAGAUCUAGGGGUUCAACUUCACUGCGGUCAUGGCGGUGUCCCCUGCCCG